AUGAGGAAGGUAUUUUCCAUUCUCUCGACAAAUUCUCUUCAUAUUAAUGCCAAGAAAUGUAGAUUUGGAGAAAGCAAGCUAGAGUAUUUGGGUCAUGGGUUUUGACAGAAGGAGUAGAAGUCGGUAAAGAGAAGAUAUCUGCCACGACUAAUUGGCCAAUUCCUAGAAAUCUUAAGGAACUCCGUGGGUUCUUAGGGCUCACUAGAUAUUAUAGAAAAUUUAUUGCCAACUAUGCUUCAAUUGCAUGGCCACUAACACAGUUAUUAAGAAAAGAUGUAUUUUAUUGGUUAGGAGAAACACAAGCAGCUUUCUCUACCCUUAAACAAGCAAUGACUUUGGCUCUAGUAUUAGCAUUACCAAAUUUUUCACAAGAAUUUAUCAUGGAAACUGAUGCUUUUGGAUCAGGUGUUGGAGCCGUUCUCAUGUAA
Molecule: messenger RNA, 428 nt
Organism: Spirodela intermedia
Lineage: Eukaryota; Viridiplantae; Streptophyta; Magnoliopsida; Alismatales; Araceae
Source: the annotation of a GenBank genome assembly